UACUAGUCUCGUUCAGUUAUUUUAGAGGCAGUGUAGAGACUAAACAUUGACUUGAACGCUUUUCCCAUUUGCCCAUUAGAUUGUCAAGUCACUUCGGUUUGGGAAUACAUGCGUGGAAGAUUACAAAUAGGGUUCAUAACCAAUACAAUGGAUUUAUUUUUCGUCAAAUAAUUAUUUUAAUUACUCUAAUAGUUUUGCAUGAAGUAAUUUCAAUAUAUUUGUUAAAAAAGCAUUUUAAGAAUUUUGACUAUUUUGAUAAACUGUUUGAAGUAUAGUGUUUUUGGAGAGAAAUUGUGGAUUUACGUAAUUGAAAAAUAAAUUUCUGUUUGUCUGGAUUAUUUAGUGUGAAAAUUUAAUUAUUUUUCGUGUGAAAUCUUGGAAAAUAUUUUAUAACUAAAAUGAUUUGCAGAUUCUGAGGGGAACUUAGCAACGAAUCAAAGACAGCAGAUGACAUGUAGACUACCCUCAGGAUGACACCUAUUCUGGAAAUAAUUUUAUUGAAGUAUGUGUAAGCCAAGGAGGAGUUUUCUGUCCUUUCUUAUUCUAUGGUGGAUUUUUGUUUUAUCUCACAGUUCUGAACCAAGCCAGGAAAGUUUCCCAAGAGAAUUUGACUUCAGAUACACCUCUUAUGAAGAACUGACAGAACAAGCAUCAAUAUUUAAUCAUGAAAACUUAAUCGGCUUCACACAGCUUACUCUCGACAAAGAAAAUGACCAGUUGCUUGUCGGGGCUCGGGACAGUAUAUUCCGUUUAUCACUGGAUAACCUAGAUCUUCUGGAAUAUGCAGAAUUCCGUGCAGAACAUCAGAAGUCAUGUAUAGACAAAGGACAAUCAGAGAGUUCCUGUCACAAUUACAUCAGAGUUCUACUGCUACAUAAUUAUACGAAAACAGACUCAACCUCGGAGUUUGACAAUGCUGUGUUUGUAUGUGGGACCAAUGCUUUCUCACCUAUUUGUCAGUGGAGACCGGCAAAUAAUCUGUCCAGAAUUAUUGAAGCAAGCUCUGGAGUGGGGAAGAGUCCCCAUGACCCUGGUCAAAAUUCCACUACCAUUAUCACAACUGAUGGCGACAUUUAUGGGGCCACAAACAUCGGGACUGGAGAUAGGGACCCGGCUAUAUACAGAAGCAAUGGACCUAAGUCAAAGGAGCUUAGAACAGCGCAGGCCAACUCAAAAUGGCUUAAUGAGCCAGAUUUUGUGUCAUCUUAUGAAAUUGGAGAUCUUGUCUACUUUUUCUUCCGAGAAGUUGCUGUUGAAUAUAUUAAUUGUGGAAAACGUAUUUAUUCAAGAGUUGCACGAUUAUGUAAGAGCGAUCAGGGAGGUAUAUUUGAGAACAUAUGGACAACAUAUUUCAAGUCUCGGUUAAACUGUUCACUGCCAGGACAAUAUCCAUUCUAUUAUGAUGAAAUACAAGGAACCUUCCUGCUUGAAGACGGCACUGAAAAAUACCUUUAUGCUGUAUUCAAUACACCAAUGAACAGUAUAGCUGGGUCAGCAGUUUGUGUAUAUAAUAUCAAAGCAUUAGAAAAAUCAUUUGCGGGUCCUUUCAAGUACCAAGAAAGUCCAAGGUCAGCAUGGGAGCGACAUGAGCAACCUGACAAUGGUCAGAAACCACUAACACAGUGUCCAGAAAAGAAGGAUCAGAGUAAACGCUCCAAUGACAAACACACGAUGGAUGAGUCUAGGUACCAGAUGAUGGAUGAUGCUGUCCAACCAGAGUCAUUAUUUCCUUUCGUUCAUGCAGAUAAUGAGAGAUGGACACAUGUAGUGGUUGACAAUGUCAAAGGAAAGCAGGGUCAAUAUAAAGUUGUCUUUGUUGCGACAGCAGAUGGCAAAAUACGGAAACUGACGACAUUAUUGUCUCCAAAAUCAAAUGAAACGUGUCUGAUUGAAGAGAUUAAAAUAGUGCCAAAUGGAGACCAUAAACCAGUGAAGGCAAUGAGAAUCUCACCUGAGGAAAUGGCAAUCUACAUAUCUACACAAUACAAUGUAAUAAAAGUCCCAGUGCAUAGGUGUUCAAGAUUUGAAAAUAGCGACUUGUGUUUAAGCGCCAAUGACCCAUAUUGUGGAUGGAAUGAAUACACAAGUGAAUGCACGCCAGCCCCUUCUGGACAACCUGAAGUCCAUUUCUGGUCACAGAGUAUGACCGGAUGUCCUUUUGUACCCCACCCUGUAAAUGGGGGCUGGUCAGAUUGGUCAGGAUGGGAAUUAUGUUCCCAGGUAGGUGGGGAUGCCACUGCAGGAGAAUGUCUGUGUAGGUCAAGGUCAUGUGAUAAUCCGAAACCGUACUACGGAGGUCAGCCUUGUGUGGGCGCCAGCGUAGAAGUCACAAACUGUACAGCACAUGGUCAGUGGACUGAAUGGACGUCAUGGUCAGCUUGUUCACAGACAUGUGGCUCAAUGGCGACUCGACAGCGACAUCGUUACUGCAGUAAUCCUCCACCUAGAUUUGGUGGGAGGGACUGUAUAGGACUAGAUUUUGAAGAGGACUAUUGUCAAGGUCAUCCACCUUGUCCAUUACCACCAGUGAAAGGUAACUGGAAAAUGUGGGCAGAUUGGAGCGAGUGCUCCGCUAAUUGUAACGGAGGAAUUCAAACGCGGAGGAGAAGUUGUAUAGAGCCUCCACCUCCAGUUGAUUCUAUACCCUGUGUGGGGAAUACUCAAGAGUGGAGAAUGUGCAAUACUCAAAUUUGUGAAAUGCUUAACCAAAUGACUCCAUGGACUCCCUGGGUUGCCACAAAUCAUACAAAGGGAGGUUACUUUGAGGAGAGAUUUAGAUUUAUGUGCCAGGCUAAAGUGCCGAGUCAGACAAUGAUACAGUCUAAACAUAUAAAAACUCAGGCACGGUUCUGUUUUGACGGAGGACAGUGUCACGAUUCAGGUGAGCUUAGCAGUGGAAUUGACACGCAUUCACCCAUAGAUCGUGUUCUUAGACGUUAUUGCAAACAUAGACGAAGAUUGUUUAGAGGGUAUUGUAAAUGUAGAACGCUUGGGAUAUUUUUAGUUUGUCAGAAAUGUGGGUAUGGAUGAAGUACGAACAUGUGGACAAACGUAGGAUAAAUCAUUCAAGAUAUAGGACAAUUUUUACGUAUAAAAAAGAUGUGAUAUUAUUGUGUUGUUUUUUUUUUUAAAAAGAAAUACUUUUCAUAGAAAUUUGUGCUAUAUAUUAAAAGUGUGAAAUACGUGACUUGCAAGGUCAUGUGAUGUCAUAAUGUGACAUUUGAAUAGUGUUAUUUUAGUAUUAGAUGAAGUAGAAAAAAAUAUAACAGAGCUGUCAGUUCAGUCUUGAAGAAUGUGAAUUGUGACUCAAUAAACUGCAAGCAUAAUAUGCGUUUGUAAAGAUCUGACAGUGCACGUGGAUUCCGUGCCAAGUAGUUGAGAGACUCGUGCGCUUGAAGCAGCUUGAACCACGAAUUGCCAUUCCUGUCAGAAAGAAGGACUAGAGCCAGUAUAAUUUUUUUUCCAUGUCUCAGUCACAUGUCAUUUCAGCUCAUUCAUAUCCACGCUAGGGCGCUAGUUCAUAAACCAUGACCUGUCACCUUUCCAUGUAGGGUAACAGUAAUUACUGUUCACUGCAACUGUUACCUUCUUGUUUGGAAAUCAGUAAUAACCUAUAAAUUCUCUUCUGUAUUUUAUUGCUAAGCAACUUCUGUCAUUAUGCUAUGAUAUGAUAGGGAAUCAUUGUAAUGCAUCAUAAAUCAAAAUAUUGCAAGUGCAUGCACAUCCUUCUAUGCACUUCCUUCUUUUCCCGCCAUUUUCUUAAACAUUUCUAUCAAAUUUAUCAAAAUUUUAUGUUAUGGCAUGUUUUGAAAAGGAGGCAGCAGUAUGAAUUAUCGAUCAUACAGUUUCGCAGACUUUACUUCCAUGCUCCUUUUCCACAAAGUCCGUUCAGUUUUUUACGUAAAACAAGAAACAAAAUCUUAACUUCAUAAUCUAACAUGGGUAUAUACAUGCAGAUCUAAAGAAAUUAUUAAAAACUGUUCUUAGCUUGUUUUAAAAGAGCGAGGGCAAGGGUGACAACUCAUGUUUUAUAAACUACACGAUUCUAAACAUUUGUUUCACUUUUCAUUUUUCAUUAUUUUUGUGUUCAUUUAUCUCUUUUUUAUGUUGGAAUGAAUCACACAUAGAUAUAUGUAUAUAACAAUGUGAAACACCUAAUUGUGUUUAUAUUGAUUUUUGUGAAAUAAUUAUGUGAUCUUGUAAAACUGUGUAAUUGUGAAGUAGGUAUGAACACACGGACACAUGCACACACACACUCUUUUGUUGUAGUACAUGUAUAUACUUUGUUUUUCGUUACCUCCUGAUGAAAUUGAAUGGUACAAAGUGAGAUGUUACCUUCCAUAUCUUGUACAUGUUUCUCGUGCACAGUAAAUGUACUCUACAUUAAUUAUGUUUUUGAUGAGAAUAUUUUCUCUUUCAUUGUGAAAGAGUUUUCUGGAAAAAAGUAGGCAACUAUGGAAGAUAACUUAUACUCACUGUGUACCAUUAGUCAAUGGUAUGGCAUGGUCAUGUGUGCAUUUUAUAGUAGAUACUAAUUUUGAUACAAUAAAGAACAUUUUCGUCAGCUCUAUGCAAAAAGUUGUUAACUGCUUCUUUGUAUCAGUGCAGUUAACUGCUUUUGGCACUGAGCAGAGGAAACAGUCAUACAAUAGUUACUUUUAUAGUUUGGUUUAAAGCUUUAAUAUCAAAUUUUACACUUAUAUAUGAAAUAGAGUUAAUUUAGUAGCAUUGUCAAGGUUGUUUAGCCAAUAUAGCUAAGAAUAAAUCUUGAUACAGGGUACUAAAGGUUACAUGAAAAUUUAAAUCUGCUGUACGAAAAGCAUUUAUUGACAGUUAUCUUCACCUUAGUGCCAAAAGUGGAUAAGUUCAUCGCUGUAUGUCAGUACAGUUCUUUACAUUUUGCACUAAGGUGAUGAGAUAUUGGUCUUGUUGAAUGUUACAUAAUGAGUCAAUGUUAUAACUUCAACUUCUCUUGGCUCAAAAUUUUGAACUACAUUUUGUUGUAACCAUAUUGAUACAAGUACAAAAAAAACCACUUGUAAAGUAAUAAUAAAAAUUUGAUGUGAAAUCAACAUCCUAAAAUAACAUGUGCUGUCAUUUACAAAGUUUAAAGUAAAGGCCAUUUCACAAUAUACAAACUGAAACCAAACCUGAACUGAUGCCUUUUUUAAGUGCUUAGGAGUCAGCUAAGCUUUUCAUAUAUCCAUUGAAUUUGAUCUGAAUCUUUGGGCAAAAAUGUGUAAUUCGACCGACUUGUGAAAAAAAGACCUUUUCACCUUUACAGACUGAAUUUGCUAACACAACUAGGAUUGCAAUUUAUCCUUUUCUUUUCGGUUUCGGUUUACUUUUUGGUUUCAUUUCAGCAUAUAUCUAAAAUGGCCAAUUAAUCAUAAAACAUUCUAAUUUUUUUAGCUCACCUGAGCACAAAGUGCUCAAGGUGAGCUUUUGUGAUCGCCCUGUGUCUGUCGUCAGUUGUCCAUCGUCCGCUGUCCGUCGUCAACAAUUUGACUGUUAACACUCUAGAGGUCACAAUUUUGACCCAAUCUUUAUGAAACUUGGCAAGAAUGUUACCCUCAAUAAAAUCUUGGAUGUGUUCAAUAUUGGGUCAUCUGGGUUUAAAAACUAGGUCACCAGGUCAAAUCAAAGGAAAAGCUUGUUAACAUUCUAGAGGUCACAGUUUUGACCCAGUCUCAAUGAAACUUGGUCAGACUGUUACCCUCAAUAAAAUCUUGGACAAGUUAGAUAUUGGGUCAUCUGGGGUUAAAAACUAGGUCACCAGGUCAAAUCAAAGGAAAAGCUGGUUAACACUGUAGAGGCCGCAUUUAUGACUAUGUCUUCAUGAAACUUGGUCAGAAUGUUAAUCAUGAUGAUCUCAAAGUCCAGUUUGAAUCCGGGUCAUGUAGGAUCAAAAACUAGGUCACCAGGUCAAAUCAAAGGAAAAGCUAGUUAACACUCUAGAGGCCACAUUUAUGACCAUAUCUUAAUGAUACUUGGUCAGAAUGUUAAUCUUGAUGAUCUAUAGGUCAAGUUCAAAUCUGGGUCAAGUGGAGUCAAAAACUAGGUCACCAGGUCAAAUCAAAGGAAAAGCUUGUUAGCACUCUAGAGGCCACAUUUAUGACUGAAUCUUCAUGAAACUUAGUCAGAAUGUUAAUCUUGAUGAUCUUUAGGUCAAGUUCCAAUCUUGGUCAUGUGGGGUCAAAAACUAGGUCACCGGGUCAAAUCACAGAAAAAGCUAGUUAACGCUUUAGAGGCCAACAUUUAUGACCAUAUCUUAAUGAAACUAUCUUGAUGAUCUUUAGGUCAAUAGGUCAAGUGAGCGAUACAGGGCCUUCAUGGCCCUCUUGUUUCUGUUAAGAUUUGGAUUGGUGAAUAUGUGAAAUGACCUUGACUGUAAAUAAUAUGUCCAGUGCAGCUUUUCUUAUUUCAGCCUCACUUUUAUUAAGAGGGCACAUUAGUUUUAAAGCUUCAUUUUUUAGCCUUUUAAUCUUUAUAUGGGCACUGUGCACAGACCAACAUUAGUGUUUUGUGACCAGAAUAGAUCCUUAUAAGCCUGCACACAGUGCAGUCUGGUCUAUAUUGUUUGUAUGCCAGUGAAAUUGAUAAACAAACAGUAUGGUUGUAGGGAAAAACAAUCAGUAGGGACUGAUCUCGAUCUGGGCUGGUCAUAAAGCCCUAACAUUGGUUUUCGUAUGGCAGCACAGAUACAUAUGUAUCAUUUUAGAUUUCCUGUUAAGAGUAAAUAAAGUUAGAUUAUGGCCCUUUAACAAGUAUAUACUACUAAGUUUUGUGUUUAUAAUAUGUUGUAAGUGCAAUAUAUAUUGAAAAAGUGUGAUUUACCUUAAAGUCCAUGCCUAAUUGAUAUUAUUGUUAUAAAUUUAAGGUCAGUAUUGUUGUGCUGUUUGGAAGUUUUUUAACCCUUACCAUGCUAAAUUUUAUCAAUGGACUGGUCCAUCUUCCAUUUUGGACAGUACCAUAAAUUUUAUCAUUUGAAGGGGUGUUUACUGGAAAUUUUCUGACUGAAUAGUGAACAGUGCAGACCAUGAUCAGACUGCAUGGAUGUGCAGGCUGAUCUUGAUCUACACUGGUUGCAAAGGCAGAAUCAAUCAUGUCCAGAAUGGUAAGGGUUAAACAUGUGUCUGUUUAGUGCAGUAUGUCUCUAAACAAGACAAACUAUAUAAAAUCUAAAAGCAGAAAAAAAAAACAUGGAGAAAGUCAUACAAAAUUACUGUUUGUGAUAAGUCAGUGGUUUUUAUUUGUAUAUUUAAGAUAAAAUCCUAUUUUGUGUAAGAUUUAUAUUGAAAUACUAAUGGGGUAAUAAACUCUGCUGUACAUUUUAACAAAUUUUUCUUUUUUAGCCCACCUCAGAACUAAGUGCCAUACGUCUGUUUUUGCUGAUAGCAAUUUGUAGGUCACAGUUUUGGUUCAGCCUUAAUGGAAGUUUGUCAGAAUGUUUGUCUCAAUAAAACCUUGGUUGGGCUUGGUACUGAAUCACCUUGCGCCAAAAACUGGGUCACUAGGUUACUUAAUAGAAAAACAUUAACUCUCAUGAAACAUGGCCAAAAUGUUUGUUUGUAGGUUAUAUGCCAAACUUACAUGUUUGGGCCACUGAUCAUAGGGAAAAAUGGUUACAAGCCACAGAUGCUACCAGAAUCUACAUAAAACAUGGGCAAAAUGAAUCUUAAUGAAAUCUGCAUCAAGUUGAGAACCUGGUCAUCUUAUUUUUUUUUAGUUCACUUGGUCAUAUCAUAGAAAUCCCUUGUUAAUACUAAAGAGGUCACAUUUUCUACUUGAUCUGCAUGAAACAAAUUUAAAAUAUUUGUCUUGAUAAAAUUUAGAUCAAAAUAGAAAAAAUAGAAAUUAAGUAAGCUAGGGGCAAAAAAUAUAGUUAAUUCUGAAUAAAAACUAAAUCAGACGGAAACUAGAUCAAAUUGGGUCAUAAACUAGGUCACUAGGUCAAGUCAUAGGAAAAACCUUGAUGCUUGUCUUUAUGACAUUUGGUCAAGUUUGAAACUGGGUCCAAAAAAAACUAUGCCCCUAGAUCAAAAUCAUAGAAAAAACGUGUUUAACUCCAGAUGCCACAUUUUCUACCUGAUCUACAUGAAAUCAUGUCAGAAUAUUGUCUGAAUUUGAUAGAGGUCAAAUUGGAAACUGGGUCAUUUUGGCAAUAGAAUCUAGGUCAGAUGAGCAAUGUACAGGACCUUUAGAACCAACUUUGCAAGGAGUGAGGUUAAAUGUAUCAUGUUGUAUAAAAUAGUCAAAGAAUGUACCAAUCUAUGUCAAAAUAGUAACAGGUUGUAAAAAUAUAUGUAUAAAAUUGUUGCAAAUGAUAUCCUAGUGUGUAAAAAAUGCCUUCAUGUUUUUUAAACCUUAAAUUGAAAAACAAAUUGAAAUUGUUGUUGUUGUUGGUAAUCACAGUGGUUACCUUGGGACUGAAUCCACUGACUGAUUAUCAACUGGUUUCUGAUGAAAGACAAAUUUGUUAUUUAGGUCAUUAAGUCAGAGUUCAAGGUCAUAAUGACUGUCGAGUAAGAAAACACCCUUUGAUCAAUAACAUUAGAUGGUAAUAAGCUUUUAGGUUUGAUAGGCCGAAGGUCAAGGCUAUACACUAUUCCCUGCUUGAAUAAUAAUUGGAGAAAAUUUGGGUUUAUAUAUAAGAAACAACAAAAAAAUAAAAUGAUUUGUUUAUGGUCAAUAGAUAAAUACAAUAUACCAAUAACUAGGUCAUAGGUCAAGGUCACACAACAUAGAGUGGUCAAUAGGUCACAUCACUAAUCAAGGAUUAGUGGGUCAGUUGGUCAAGUUAGAGAGACUUAACUGACCUGUGGUCCUUAAACUUGUUCAUACUUCCUAGAUGAAUAAAAGUUGUAUUUUGGAAAAUAAAGCUGAGUAAAUGUGGCCUGGGGAUAGGGUUGGGAUCUAAAGCUUAGAUGUUCAUUGACAUUGUUGCAGAAAUCUUUUGUUUUAUGUUCCAUUUAGAAGAAUUAACCUUCCUUGGGAUGUACAGUCCUUUCAUGUGAGGAAGCUAUCUAUCUUCCUUGCAGAAGGUCAGUGGUUCUACCCAGGUGCUCGCCCACGCAUGAAAUAUUGCUUGUAGGGUUUCCCGGGGUCUUCCUGCACUAGUAAAAGCCAGACUGCAGCCUUCAUAUGACCUAUAAUUAUGUAGUUGUUACUUUAAAUGCAACAAAACAAAAAGUAAAAACAAGUAGAAGUAAUAAAACAGUUUAGUCCCUCCUCCUCUUACGUAUGUGCAAGGAAAAAGAUUUCGCCCUAUUCGAAAAAGCAUUGACGAAUGUGAUGGACCAUAAGGGGGAUCUGUCUUAAUCAAUGUCUUUUCUAUUUCUGAUUUUAUUUUGUUAUUUUUGUUUGUACAAUGCUUUUUUUCUUUUGAGAUAUUAAUUUCUUUUGUAUAUUGUGUGUAUUUAUUUAAAUCCCUCUAUUUUUUGUAAAGUAUGAAAUAUGAAUAAAAUGCAAUAUCACUGAA
Mercenaria mercenaria is the source of this 9481-nucleotide messenger RNA. Its product is annotated as semaphorin-5A-like. Gene Ontology annotation, molecular function: chemorepellent activity; semaphorin receptor binding. Lineage: Eukaryota; Metazoa; Mollusca; Bivalvia; Venerida; Veneridae. The record is from RefSeq and is a predicted model, not a curated record. Gene Ontology annotation, biological process: semaphorin-plexin signaling pathway; axon guidance; negative regulation of axon extension involved in axon guidance. The transcript is spliced from 17 exons. The coding region runs from base 505 to 3030 and encodes 841 amino acids.